CCCACGAUCGAAAAGCUCGCUAGGAACUCCGCGCACUCGCCGCUUCGCUCGGGACGGCUGGCAGGCCGUCCGGCCCCGCCCCGCGCCGCCCGGCCCUCCGCCCUCAGGUCAGUUCUCUGCCUGCCCACAGCAGCCGUAGGUGAGGGCUGGGGUCUGGGCUGUGCGGGGCGCGGGGCGCGGCGGCCCACGCCCACUUUGCUGCUGGCCUUCGGGAGACUGGAAAAUUUCAUCGGAGACCCCGAUCACCAGCCCUGCUUCCUGGAUGAGAUCUUUAGCUUUUCCGACCCCCGGUUUUCUCCUCUGUACGUGGCGUUAAUGACAGUACCUACCUCACAGAGUUAUUGAAGAGGUAUUCAGGCAAAUCGUUUGCCACCUAGGAGGCUGCGAGAGAUGGGAAUUCCCAUUUCCAGUUUUCCGUUGCCGUGACCCUGUUUCCGCGAAAGAAGUUCAAAGAAGGAUUUCUGGUUAUUUCUAUUUGUGCAACUCAGUUUACUGGGGCAGUCCAGUAAAAAAGGAAAGUGUGUUGUUACUCCGUUUUCAGACUCCGAAUCCUUCCUCUCCCUUCAUCUCCCCGAAGUUGUGGCUUAAGAGGCGCACACUAAAAGGGGAAUAUGCACCGAAUGCUAUAGCAGUAAAAGGAGCAGCAAGGUUGCUUCCCCGCAAGAAAUCUGUGGAGGAGACUCCCCAAAGAAGGUUCUUUUUCGAAUUUGGAAUAAACUUCCAGGAGGACUAUGAAAGAUUAUGAUGAACUUCUCAAAUACUAUGAAUUAUAUGAAACUAUUGGGACAGGUGGCUUUGCAAAGGUCAAACUUGCCUGCCAUAUCCUUACUGGAGAAAUGGUAGCUAUAAAAAUCAUGGAUAAAAAUGCACUAGGGAGUGAUUUGCCCCGGAUCAAAACGGAGAUUGAUGCCUUGAAGAACCUGAGACAUCAGCAUAUAUGUCAACUCUACCAUGUGCUAGAGACAGCCAACAAAAUAUUCAUGGUUCUUGAGUACUGCCCUGGAGGAGAGCUGUUUGACUACAUAAUCUCCCAGGAUCGCCUGUCAGAAGAGGAGACCCGAGUUGUCUUCCGUCAGAUAGUAUCUGCUGUUGCUUACGUACACAGUCAGGGCUAUGCGCACAGGGACCUCAAACCAGAAAAUUUAUUGUUUGAUGAAUAUCAUAAAUUAAAGCUGAUUGACUUUGGUCUGUGUGCAAAACCCAAGGGUGACAAGGAUUACCACCUACAGACAUGCUGUGGAAGUCUUGCUUAUGCAGCACCUGAAUUAAUACAAGGCAACUCAUAUCUUGGAUCAGAGGCUGAUGUCUGGAGCAUGGGGAUACUCUUAUAUGUACUUAUGUGUGGAUUUCUACCAUUUGAUGAUGAUAAUGUCAUGGCUUUAUACAAGAAGAUUAUGAGAGGAAAAUAUGAUGUUCCUAAAUGGCUUUCUCCCAGCAGCAUUCUGCUUCUUCAACAAAUGCUACAGGUGGACCCAAAGAAACGGAUUUCUGUGAAAAAUCUAUUGAACCAUCCCUGGAUCAUGCAGGAUUACAACUAUCCUGUUGAGUGGCAAAGCAAGAAUCCUUUUAUUCACCUUGAUGAUGAUUGUGUAACAGAACUUUCUGUACAUCACAGAAACAACAGGAAAACAAUGGAGGAUUUAAUUUCAUUGUGGCAAUACGAUCACCUCACAGCUACCUAUCUUGUACUUCUAACCAAGAAGGCUCGGGGAAAACCAGUUCGUUUAAGGCUUCCUUCUUUUUCCUGUGGACAAGCCAGUGCUUCCCCAUUCACAGACAUCAAGUCAAAGAAUCUGAGUCUGGAAGAUGUGACCACAAGUGAUGAAAGAAAUGUGGCUGGAUUAAUAGACUAUGAAUGGUAUGAAGAUAAUUUAUCAACAGCUGUGGCUACUCCCCAAACAUCACAGUUUAACAGGCAUUGGACAGAAUCAAAUGGGCUGGAAUCGAAAUCAUUAACUCCAGUAUUAUGCAAAACAUCUGCAAAUAAAUUAAAGAACAAAGAGAAUGUAUAUACUCCUAAGUCUGCUGUAAAGAAUGAAGAGUACUUUGUAAUUCCUGAGCCAAAGACUCCAGCUAAUAAGAACCAGCAUAAGAGAGAAAUACUUACCACACCAAAUUGUUAUACUACACCCUCAAAAGCUAGAAACCAGUGCCUGAAAGAAACCCCAAUUAAAACGCCAGUAAAUUCAACAGGAACAGACAAGUUAAUGGCAGGUGUCAUUAGCCCUGAGAGGAGGUGCCGCUCAGUGGAGCUAGAUCUCAACCAAGCACACAUGGAGGAUACUCCAAAAAGAAAAGGAGCCAAAGUGUUUGGGAGCCUUGAAAGGGGACUAGAUAAGGUUAUCACUGUGCUUACCAGGAGCAAAAAGAAGGGCUCUGCCAAAGAUGGGCCACGAAGGCUAAAGCUUCACUAUAAUGUGACUACAACCAGAUUACUGAAUCCAGAUCAACUCUUGAAUGAAAUAAUGUCUAUUCUUCCAGAGAAGCAUGUUGACUUCGUGCAAAAGGGUUAUACACUGAAGUGUCAAACACAGUCAGAUUUUGGCAAAGUGACAAUGCAGUUUGAACUAGAAGUGUGCCAGCUUCAAAAACCUGAUGUGGUGGGUAUUAGGAGGCAGCGGCUUAAGGGCGAUGCCUGGGUUUACAAGAGAUUAGUGGAAGACAUCCUGUCUAGCUGCAAGGUAUAAUUGAUGGAUGGUUUCUAGCCCACUGGAUGAGUGUGGGUGUGAUAUAAUCUACAUGGUGACUGGUGUGAUCGGUUUGAUUUUAAAGUCCAUUGGAACUACAAACUCAUUUCAAAAGAGCUAUCUUAAAACCAAUAUCUUUUUGUUUUUAAACAAAAGAUAUUAUUUCGUGGAUGAAUCUAAGGCAAGCCCAUCUGUCAUUAUCUGUUACUGUCUUUUUAAAUCAUGUGGCUUUGUAUAUUAAUAAUUGUUGACUUUCCUAGAUUCACUUCCAUAUGUGAGUAUAAGCUCUUAACUACAUCUCUUUUUAAUGUAUAAUUUCUCUCUGAAAUAAAACCAUUUGUGCAUAUA
Lemur catta (Ring-tailed lemur) is the source of this 3035-nucleotide messenger RNA. It is a transcript of the gene MELK, whose product is annotated as maternal embryonic leucine zipper kinase. NCBI's taxonomy places the organism in Eukaryota, Metazoa, Chordata, Mammalia, Primates, Lemuridae. Gene Ontology annotation, molecular function: ATP binding; tau-protein kinase activity; protein serine/threonine kinase activity. Gene Ontology annotation, biological process: microtubule cytoskeleton organization; protein phosphorylation; intracellular signal transduction. The transcript is spliced from 18 exons. Bases 732 to 2687 code for a protein of 651 amino acids. The record is from RefSeq and is a predicted model, not a curated record. Gene Ontology annotation, cellular component: cytoplasm.